AUGGAAUCCCUUCUUAAGGGGUUUCAAGAAUUACCUAUAUUGGAAAAAGCAUCAAUUUCGAUCCAUUUAUCGUUAUUCAUAUUCUAUCUUUUAUUCAUAUCAGGUAAGUGGAUUUUGAGUAGUAUUGAUAGAGGGAAUUCAUUCAUCAAAGAAGACGGAUCAAAUGCCACUAGUAGACAACGGGGAGGAGAUGACUAUUCUGAUUCAAUUCACAAUAUUCAGAUUGGUACUGCAUUUAAGAUUACUGUUUGCUCUUGUUUCUAUGUUUUGUUUCUACAAGUAUUUGCCUUAGGGUUUGAUAUUACUAGUUUAAUUAGGGGAGGAGAUGAUAGAGAUGACUGGUCACUUAUAUACUUACCCAUAGCUCAAAUACUAGCUUGGUUUGUGUUAAGCUUCUCCGCAUUUCACUGUAAAUUCAAGGGGCUAGAGAAAUACCCAUUGUUGGUAAGAAUAUGGUGGUUAGUCACUUUUGUUAUCUGUUUGUGUUCACUAUAUGUUGAUGGUAAAGGAUUCUUUGUAAAUGGGUCUGAGAUUUUGAAUGUGCAUGUUGUGGAUAAUAUUGUCGCCACACCCGCCAUUGCGUUUCUAUGUUUCGUUGCGAUUCGAGGUGUUACUGGGAUACAAGUAUAUAGAAAUGCUGGUCUUCAAGAGCCAUUGCUGCCAGAGGAAGAAGCUGGUUGUCUUAAGGUUACUCCUUAUAGUGGGGCAGGAAUUUUUUGUCUAGCUACACUUUCAUGGUUGAACCCACUGCUAUCAACUGGUGCAAAAAGUCCUCUUGAGCUCAGGGAUAUUCCUCUUUUAGCACCAAAAGAUCGAUCAAAGACAUCUUUCAAGGUUUUAAACUCUAAUUGGGAGAAAUUGAAGGCUGAGAAUCCUUCUAAACAGCCCUCUUUGGCUUGGGCUAUAUUGAAAUCGUUCUGGAAGGAAGCUGCUUGUAACGCUGUAUUUGCUGGAUUGACUACUUUGGUUUCAUAUGUAGGCCCUUACAUGGUUCGCUAUUUUGUCGAUUAUUUAGGUGGGAUUCAAACUUUUCCUAAUGAGGGUUAUAUUUUAGCUGGAGUGUUCUUUAUUUCUAAGUUAGUGGAAACAUUAAGCACUAGGCAGUGGUACUUAGGGGUAGAUAUCUUGGGCAUGCAUGUAAGAGGAGCCUUAACAGCAAUGGUGUAUCGGAAAGGCCUCAGGCUCUCAAGCUCAGCCAGGCAGAGCCACACCAGUGGUGAGAUAGUAAAUUAUAUGGCGGUCGACGUGCAAAGAGUCGGUGAUUACUCGUGGUAUCUCCACGAUAUAUGGAUGCUUCCUAUGCAAAUUAUUCUUGCUUUAGCCAUUUUAUACAUAAAUGUCGGAAUUGCUGCAUUGGCGACCCUAGUUGCCACUAUUAUCUCCAUUGUGGUUACUGUUCCUCUUGCAAAAAUGCAAGAAGAUUAUCAAGACAAGUUGAUGACUGCCAAGGAUGAAAGGAUGAGGAAAACUUCUGAGUGUCUCAGGAAUAUGAGGAUUCUCAAGUUGCAAGCAUGGGAAGAUAGGUAUAGAUUGAUUCUGGAAGACAUGCGAAAUGUGGAAUUCAGGUGGCUAAGGAAGGCUCUUUACUCGCAAGCUUUUAUAACAUUCAUUUUCUGGGGUUCCCCCAUUUUUGUCUCUGUUGUUACUUUUGGUACAUCCAUACUGUUGGGUGGUCAACUCACAGCUGGAAGUGUUCUCUCCGCACUGGCUACAUUUCGAAUCCUUCAAGAACCACUUAGGAAUUUCCCGGAUUUGGUAUCAAUGAUGGCUCAAACAAAGGUAUCUUUGGACAGAAUUGCGGGUUUUCUGCAGGAGGAAGAGCUUCAAGGAGAUGCUACAAUUGUUCUUCCUAGAGGUGUUACGAAUAUGGCCAUAGAAAUUAAAGAUGGUGAAUUUUGCUGGGAUCCUUCCUGCACUAGGCCGACAUUAUCAGGUAUACAAAUGAGAGUGGAGAGUGGGAUGCGUGUUGCUGUUUGCGGCAUGGUUGGUGCUGGUAAAUCGAGCUUCCUCUCUUGCAUCCUCGGAGAGAUACCCAAAGUCUCUGGAGAAGUUAGAGUAUGUGGGUCUGCAGCUUAUGUUUCUCAGUCAGCUUGGAUACAAUCUGGCAACAUAGAGGACAACAUUCUGUUUGGGAGCCCAAUGAAUAAGGCAAAGUAUAAGAAUGUUCUCCAUGCUUGCUCUCUGAAAAAGGAUUUGGAACUUUUCUCACAUGGAGACCAGACCAUAAUUGGUGACAGAGGCAUAAACCUUAGUGGUGGCCAAAAACAAAGAGUGCAGCUCGCCAGGGCUCUCUAUCAGGAUGCGGACAUUUAUUUGCUUGAUGAUCCCUUCAGUGCUGUAGAUGCACACACUGGAUCAGAAUUAUUUAAGGAGUAUAUUAUGACAGCACUAGCCACAAAAACAGUGGUCUUUGUUACCCAUCAGGUUGAGUUUCUACCAGCUGCUGAUCUGAUACUGGUUCUGAGGGACGGCCAGAUCAUACAAGCUGGAAAAUAUGAUGAUCUUUUGCAAGCUGGUACAGAUUUCAAUGCAUUGGUUUGUGCCCACCAUGAAGCAAUUGGCUCUAUGGACAUUCCCAUGCAAACUUCAGAUGAUUCAGAUGAAAAUGUUUCUCAAGUGGGCUCUGUAGUCUUCAGUAAAAAAUGUGACUCAACAGCGAGUAAUCUAGAUAGUUUGGGAGAAGUCCGAGAGAAAGAAUCAGUUGCAGAUCGAAAAGCAAUGAAGGAAAAAAAGAAAGCAAAACGGUCGAGGAAAAAACAACUUGUUCAAGAAGAGGAACGGGAGAGAGGAAAGGUCAGCAUGAAGGUCUACUUGUCGUAUAUGGCUGCAGCAUAUAAAGGAUUGCUGGUUCCACUGAUUAUCCUUGCGCAAGUAUCAUUUCAAGUCCUCCAAAUAGCAAGCAACUGGUGGAUGGCUUGGGCAAAUCCACAAACCAAAGGAGACCAUCCUAAGACGAGUAAUAUGACCCUUCUUCUUGUUUAUAUGGCCCUUGCAUUCGGGAGCUCAUGGUUUGUUUUCAUUAGGGCUGUUCUGGUAGCUACAUUUGGUCUAGCAGCGGCACAGAAGUUGUUCAUAAAGAUGCUUAGAUGUGUCUUUAGGGCGCCAAUGUCUUUUUUCGACUCUACUCCAGCUGGAAGAAUAUUGAACCGAGUUUCUGUGGAUCAAAGUGUUGUGGAUCUUGAUAUUCCUUUCAGACUGGGUGGAUUUGCAUCUACGACAAUACAACUUCUCGGUAUAGUUGGUGUAAUGACAACAGUUACAUGGCAAGUCUUACUUCUUGUCAUCCCAAUGGCCAUCGCUUGCUUGUGGAUGCAGAAAUACUACAUGGCCUCGUCAAGGGAACUUGUUCGCAUUGUUAGCAUCCAGAAAUCUCCUAUUAUCCAUCUCUUUGGGGAAUCAAUCGCCGGAGCUGCUACAAUUAGAGGGUUUGGUCAAGAAAAACGAUUUAUGAAGAGGAACCUAUACCUUCUCGAUUGCUUCGCCCGUCCAUUCUUUUGCAGCAUUGCAGCCAUUGAAUGGCUCUGCUUGCGCAUGGAAUUACUUUCGACAUUUGUGUUUGCAUUCUGCAUGACUUUGCUUGUGAGUUUCCCGCAUGGAAGUAUUGAUCCAAGUAUGGCAGGUCUUGCCGUGACUUAUGGUCUUAAUUUGAACGCUCGGUUGUCAAGAUGGAUUCUUAGCUUUUGUAAGCUUGAAAACAAAAUCAUUUCCAUUGAGCGUAUUAAUCAGUACUGUCAAAUUACAAGUGAAGCUCCAUCGAUAAUUGAGAACUCUCGCCCUUCACCCUUAUGGCCAGAGAAUGGAACCAUCGAGCUUAUUGAUUUAAAGGUUCGCUACAAGGAGAACCUUCCGGUGGUCCUUCAUGGAGUAACUUGCACAUUUCCUGGUGCAAGGAAAAUCGGUAUUGUUGGGCGCACAGGAAGUGGGAAAUCAACUCUGAUCCAGGCUCUGUUCCGUUUGAUUGAACCAGCAGUUGGCAGGAUUAUCAUAGAUAACAUUGAUAUUUCAACGAUAGGUCUUCACGAUUUACGUAGCCGUUUAAGUAUCAUCCCUCAAGAUCCAACUUUGUUUGAAGGGACCAUUAGAGGCAAUCUUGAUCCCCUUGAAGAGCACUCAGAUCAAGAGGUUUGGCAGGCACUCGAUAAAUCUCAGCUUGGAGAGGUUAUCCGCCAAAAAGAGCAAAAGCUUGACACCCCUGUGCUGGAAAAUGGAGAUAAUUGGAGUGUUGGACAACGACAACUUGUUUCUUUGGGUAGAGCUUUGUUAAAACAAGCAAGGAUAUUAGUAUUAGAUGAGGCGACAGCCUCAGUUGAUACAAGCACAGAUAAUCUUAUCCAGAAAAUUAUCAGAACAGAGUUUAAAGACUGCACUGUUUGCACUAUUGCUCAUCGUAUUCCAACCGUUAUUGAUAGUGAUCUGGUUCUGGUCCUCAGUGAUGGUCGAGUUGCAGAGUUUGAUACUCCUGCGCGAUUAUUGGAGAACAAAUCAUCCAUGUUUUUGAAGCUGGUCUCAGAGUAUACUUCAAGGUCAAGUGGCAUGCCAGAUUUUUGAAUUCUAAUGGCAUGAUUAUUGACCACCAGGCUGAAAGCAUCAGAAGAAGGGUGAACAAACAACUCCGAGCAGAUUAUGGGAACGGGAUUGCUCCCACUAUCUGCUGCAGCAUUCAGCAGUUCAUGACAAGUUAUGAAGCGGAAAAAGGUGUAAGUUUGUCAUUAACUAACCAAUAGAGGAAAAUGAGUGUUGUGCCAAAACAUGGUUAUGGGGGUUUUGGGAAGUAAAACUGGUUAGAUACUAAUGAAACGGUUGGUGGGAGUGGGCUAAGAGGGUAGCAGUAGGCUUAACCAAUCUAGGGUUUUGUUGUGGUAGAAAUUGAAUGAUAAUAAUGUUUACAGGCAAAAGAAAUGAGCGGCUGAUUUCUGUUCAAAUUGGUGAAUAAAGCAGUUUUGACAUUAAAUAGAUACAGAGGAAUAGAGACGUUCUUCCUUUGCUUUUCUA
This is a messenger RNA of Papaver somniferum (opium poppy), 4992 nucleotides long. RefSeq names its product ABC transporter C family member 5-like. Gene Ontology annotation, cellular component: vacuolar membrane; plant-type vacuole. NCBI's taxonomy places the organism in Eukaryota, Viridiplantae, Streptophyta, Magnoliopsida, Ranunculales, Papaveraceae. Gene Ontology annotation, biological process: transmembrane transport. The transcript is spliced from 11 exons. Gene Ontology annotation, molecular function: ABC-type transporter activity; ATP binding; ATP hydrolysis activity. The record is from RefSeq and is a predicted model, not a curated record. Bases 1 to 4548 code for a protein of 1515 amino acids.